UUCACAAAUUAGUAAUAACUGAAUUUAGAUUUUAGUGGUCAGUAGACACUAGACAGUACAUGCUUUGGCCUUCAUUUUAUGUUCUUGAACGUAAUCUGCAAUAACUAAUGCCAAGUAAUUUUCCAUGGCCUUUGAAUUCGUUCAUAAUAAUGAUUUUGAAUUACUUAACUAGUUGUUAAAAUUUUUUUGAUUGUGUCAGUACUCACCACUCUGAUAGAUGUAAGUCAUGUCUAAAACUGCUCUAAUAAGCGUCAGGAGAUUGAUUGACACGAAUGUGUGUACAAAACACAGGAAAUUGAAGUCGGCUGCUAUAGUUAAUGGAAAAUCAAUUCACUGUAUAGCCAGUAGGCUUGUUAAGUUGCCUAAAAUAACUAGGUGUAUUAGUGUAAAUCAAACACGUACAUUCAUUGGUUUAUUUUCAUCAAGUAAUGGAGGAAGUAAUAGAAGAAUUUAUAGAGAUCGAAAACUAAUUGGAUAUUCUCCGGAACAAAUGUUUGAUGUUAUCCAAGAUACAGAAAAUUACAAGAAAUUUUUACCAUUCUGUCGACAAUCUUCAGUCAAAGUGCGAGAAGAUAAUUAUGUAAAAACAUUUUUGGAAAUAGGCUUCCCUCCAAUUAUUGAAAAUUAUGUAUCACAUGUCACUUUUAAAAGACCUCAUAUGAUAAAGGCGGAGUGUCGUGACGGUAAUCUGUUUAAACAUUUAAUCACUCAAUGGAACUGUAAUCCUGGGCUAAAUAAUAAGCCUAAUACCUGUAUUAUUAACUUUUUUGUUUCCUACGAGUUCAAGUCGCAUAUACACUCCAAGUUAGCUAAUAUGUUCUUUAAUGAGCUUGUCAAGCAAAUGGAACAAGCAUUUUUUGAUGAAGCUGCUCGACGCUAUGGGCAACCAUCCAUCAAAGCCCAGCCACUUAAACUGUUACCAUUUACUGAAGAUUAAACAUUAAUGUUCUUUUUAGAGUACAGGUACCUAUAUAAAGUACUCUAUAUAAGUAUUUUUAAAUAAUUAAAAAAAAAAAUAUAUUGUUAUUUAAUAAUUAUACAGAAUUGUUAUGUAGUAGAAUUUGUUGCAAAUAUUGUUCGAUUUUAUGAGUAUUGACUAAGAUAUAUUAGGUAUACAAUUUAAACUAUUUUUAGACUAAGUUUUCUGUUAAAAUAGGUAUAAUACUAGUCACUGAAUAAUAAACAAAAGCUACCAAUUAAUACAUUUAAAAUUAUUAUA
This is a messenger RNA of Adelges cooleyi (spruce gall adelgid), 1219 nucleotides long. RefSeq names its product coenzyme Q-binding protein COQ10 homolog B, mitochondrial. Gene Ontology annotation, cellular component: mitochondrion. The transcript is spliced from 3 exons. Gene Ontology annotation, biological process: ubiquinone biosynthetic process; cellular respiration. Gene Ontology annotation, molecular function: ubiquinone binding. Lineage: Eukaryota; Metazoa; Arthropoda; Insecta; Hemiptera; Adelgidae. The record is from RefSeq and is a predicted model, not a curated record. Bases 227 to 937 code for a protein of 236 amino acids.